Messenger RNA from Cannabis sativa, 3106 nucleotides. RefSeq lists its product as uncharacterized. The transcript has 9 exons. The coding region runs from base 1170 to 2858 and encodes 562 amino acids. The record is from RefSeq and is a predicted model, not a curated record. Lineage: Eukaryota; Viridiplantae; Streptophyta; Magnoliopsida; Rosales; Cannabaceae. Gene Ontology annotation, cellular component: membrane.
UAUUAUACUGCUAUAAGUGUAAUUAAUACCAUUUUAUAUCUAAUAACAAUGGUACCGAUUAUUUGCCCAAAAAGCCAUCCCAAAAAAGUCCUAAAUGGGCCCACCGAAAAACUCAUCUCUAUUAUCUUAACCAAUCCGAUUGGAUACCAUUAACAAAUUGGAGUCAUGAUGAUGUUACCGUGCACCUAAACAUACUAGAUCUUUCCCAUAAUUCGUUUCUUAACGAAUUAUUUAUUUAUUUAUGAAAAGCAAUAUCAUUAAUAACUGUCUUCACCGACGUAGGUGUUUCGUUUCAUUAAAUCUGAGUGUUUUUUUGGGUCAAUAAAAAAUAUAUCACUCCGGUUUCAGUUCCACUAAAUUGGUAUCCGAACCCAUUAGCUCGGAGAUCCGACCCAUUAUUAAUUUAUUUAAAGAUUUUUAAUUUUAUUUUCCGGAAAAGGGCUUUGUUUGGAGCUUAGAAAAAGUAUAAACAUAUGUAAAAUGUACUUGAGACAUGGUAGUUUCGUCCAAUCAGUGAGAGAAAGGAAAGAAGAAAAAUCUCAAUGGUCCAACAAUGAAAUAAGGGAAAAGUAUAAAAGGACUAAGAAAAAGUGGAAGUAUCAACUAUCAAUCAAGUAUGGUAUAAAAAGUUGAAUAAUAAAGAAAAAUAGUUUAUCGAAAAUAAAAAUAAUAAUAAUAAUUAGAAAAAUAAGUAGGUAGAAAAUGGUUUACUUAAUGAAGUCAUAUAAGUCUAAGAAAGAACGAAACAGUAGAAAACAGAGAAGCUGAGCUGAGCUCUCUCUGCUUUGCCUUUUUCAUCCCUUUCAGUCAGCCAUUCAUUCCUUCACUCGUUCACACCCGCCCUUUUUCCCCUUUUUUUAAUAAUUUCAUCUUUACUUACCCCACCAUGUGACUCUCUCUCUCUCUUCUUUUCUCUCUUUACCUCUCUAUGAAGUUCUAUCAUCUUCUUUUGCUUCUUCUUAUAUAAACCCGCGAGUCUGACACUCGGUAAUGGUGGCCAGAUAGUAAUAGUGCUGCAUUCACAUGUUCUUUCUCUCUCUCUCUCUGUCUGUUUCGAAGUUUUGAGAUUUGGGUUUGGUAGAAAACGCAAAUCUGGCUAUUGGGUUGGCUUCGGUUUCGGGAAUCGAGCUAAGAUUUGAUGCAGAUAGGGGGUGGAGGAAGGAUCGUAAAUGAAGCUCUUGCUCGGGGGAACGGCCGCUUCACCAUUAUGGUUUCUGUUGAUUUUGGGGUUGGGGUUCGGGUGUCUUAGCUCUGUUUCUGCUGACAAUGGAGGUAUCAGAGAUCGUCGGGAAUUUAUCUUAGGAGGAGGAGAAGAAAAUCUGGGGCCAUGGAAGAACGAAAUCUCGGAGCUUGCAGCAGCCCCUGGUCCAGCAAGAGAUGAACCUCAGACCACGCUUGUCUUGGCAGCCAACAGAACAAACAGACCGGACAUUCUUCGCAACUUCAGGCGAUACAGAGGCGGUUGGGACAUCACUAGUCGAAAUUACUGGGCUUCUGUUGGAUUUACUGGCUCAGCUGCUUUCAUUCUUGCUGUCCUAUGGUUUAUUUCCUUUGGGUUAGUUCUUGUUAUUCAUCAUUGCUGUGGAUGGAGGAUAAACAUCAAGAAUGAAGGAUCACAUCUUUCACAAAAGAUCACUCUUAUCUUGCUUCUAGUCUUCACCUGUGUUGCAGCGAUUGGAUGUAUCCUUCUAUCUGUUGGGCAGGAUGAAUUUCAUGGUGAAGUUCUGCAUACACUCAAAUAUGUUGUAAAUCAGUCAGAUUACACAGUGCAAAUCUUGAGAAAUGUCACGCAAUACCUGUCCCUUGCAAAGGAUAUCAACGUGGCCCAGGUUUUCCUUCCUUCUGAUAUUAUGGAAGAUAUUGACAAGUUGAAUGUUGAAUUGAAUACUGCAGCAGAUACUCUGACUGAAAAGACGAGUGAAAAUUCUGUGAAAAUUAAAAAAGUCUUCAAUCUUGUGCGUUCAGCUUUGAUUACUGUUGCUGCAGUAAUGCUUGUCCUAGCCUUGAUUGGUCUUGUCCUCUCUGUCCUUGGACACCAACAUGCAAUCCACAUAUUUAUAAUCAGUGGAUGGCUACUUGUGGCAGUUACUUUCAUUCUUUGUGGAGUUUUUGUAAUCCUCAACAAUGCAAUUUCCGACACUUGUAUGGCCAUGGAAGAAUGGGUUGAAAAUCCCCAUGCAGAAACAGCUCUUACCAACAUUCUUCCAUGCGUUGAUCAAAGAACAACUAAUCAGACUCUCAUCCAGAGUAAACAAACUAUCAAUGGUAUUGUAAAUGUUGUCAAUCGAUUUGUCUAUACCUAUGCAAAUGCAAAUCCCUCAGAAGGUGCUCCUUAUUACUACAAUCAGUCUGGACCUCCUAUGCCUCCUCUAUGUUAUCCGUUUGACUCUAAUCUGAAACAAAGCCAAUGUGGGGAUCAAGAGGUGUCUAUUGCAAAUGCUUCAAUGGUAUGGCAGAAAUAUACAUGUGAAGUAUCAACAGCUGAAAUAUGUAUAACUGCUGGAAGAGUGACUCCCAACAUAUACUCACAGCUGGUAGCCGCAGUUAAUGAGAGCUACGCACUUGAGCACUACACCCCACCAUUGCUGAGCCUCCAAGACUGCAAUUUUGUCCGUGAUACAUUCCGAAAUAUCACUUCCAGCUACUGCCCUCCAUUAGACCGUCAUCUCAAGACGGUGAAUGCUGGCUUGGCCCUGAUUUCUGUUGGUGUCUUGCUUUGCCUUGUUCUCUGGAUUCUCUAUGCAAACCGCCCCCAAAGGGAGGAAGUGUUUGUGAAACUAUCCUCACUAAUACAAGGCAAGGGUUACAGAAGUAGCAGCAAUAAUGUGCCAUCAUCAAUUACAUCAAUUGAAGUAUGAGUAGAAAAUUACCUGAAAGAUUAGAAAUAUCCAAUUUUUUUGGAAGAGUUAUGUAUAAAGAAAGAAAGAAGAAACCGAAGUGGAGCAAAGUUCCAUUUUGAGUUUAGAGUAUUUGCUCCAUUAUAUAUAGUAUAAAUUAUUGUAAUGUAUAGUAAAGAAAAAAGGAAGUUCGAUUUUUCCAUAAGUCUUGUGUAAGUUACUUUACUUUCUCAAUGAAUAAAAGCAGUGCCAAAAAACAAUUAUCUUUA